Priapulus caudatus is the source of this 2575-nucleotide messenger RNA. RefSeq names its product type-1 angiotensin II receptor-associated protein-like. NCBI's taxonomy places the organism in Eukaryota, Metazoa, Priapulida, Priapulimorpha, Priapulimorphida, Priapulidae. Gene Ontology annotation, biological process: angiotensin-activated signaling pathway. The coding region runs from base 307 to 765 and encodes 152 amino acids. Gene Ontology annotation, cellular component: plasma membrane. The transcript is spliced from 7 exons. The record is from RefSeq and is a predicted model, not a curated record.
AAAUUACGGCUGUAAUUUCUCAUAUAAUUACAUAUUUAUUGUCAUAAUACACAUAACGUCUACUUAUCACGCGUUUAGGCGUAAUGAUAUAUAGAAAUAAUUUUAGAAGGAAGUAGAUCUAACCAACGCUAUGACGUCAUGUACCAACACAAGUCACAUGACAUAAGACAUGUGAUCACUCAGAAAUCACUACCGGUUCGACUGUCAGCCAAUCGGAGGGUCAACAGCCUGACCUUUGACCUUAACCGGAAGCAGAAAAGCUAGCAGGUUGUAUUUGUCACCCAUUUUAUACUGACAACAUGGGCAAUGCUCACAUCGUGGGUUCCGAUGGCAUACAUCUACUACAACGGGUUUCUACUUGCAUGUAUACUGUGGUCCUUGAUAAACACGGAAGCAUCUGAUCCUGUUUUGCUGUCACUUAUGCUGAAUGUAAUCAGCAUAGUUAUGGACAUUGUGGUGCUGGCUACUUCAUAUCCAUACCAAAAAGUUGCUUUUCUACAGAGCAGUGUGGCUGGUCUGUUUAGGUUCAGUGCUGUAAUGUGUUGCGUCAACCUGCUGCUGCGACCGGUAACGAGUAUCGUCAUGUACAGGGUCAUGCAGGCUAGGUCAGCCGAGUACAGCAGUUUCACGCAGUAUGGCGGAGGAUUCAGUGGUCACGGGGAAACCUACGAGAAUAUUGACCAGCCCGUUCCGACCGCUCCAGCCGUCGCAAACUCCGACUUUGUCGACGCGAGUCCAUCUAAGGCUGCAUAUCAGUCGCCGUGAGGAGUCGUGACGAGGGUACAUGAAGUCACUGAUCACCUGACAGGCUGGGAGAAGUUGAUCGUCUGACUGGCCUAGAUGACUGAUCGAGCAAAUAUAAAUAGUGCAAUUCAGUAUGAAGUUUAUAUGUACAUGUUGGUGAUUAUCGACAGUGGUUCUGCAUAUUUGUAAAUGUAACAUCUUGAGUGAAUACUGGGGUAAGAAUUACGUUCUGUGACAAUUGAGGUUGGCUAAACAUGAGCUGUAGUGUUAGUAAAAUGCGUAGCGGUAUCAGACGAACAAAGUUUUGUUCUCAGGCUCUGUUGUUGUGUGCCGAUAUUCAUUGCAGUAUUUCGUGUUAUCGUUUUAAACAGGGGAACUAAAGUCAUUGGCUCAAAUCUGUCUAAACUAUGGAGUAGCCUAAUAGCCAAGUUUGAUUUUUUUAAGAAAAAAUGGGCAAUUUUGUCUCACGUUUGAUAGUUUAGGUGCCUAGGUAUGCAGUCGAAAUGUAAAAUUUAGUCGGCCAAACGUAUUGAACAGGGUGUGUUCAGUUGUUCAUGCUUUCAGUUGAUCUCAACCAAGUGUAGUUCUUGUCACUUCUUUUAUUGUUUUUGUAGUAAUUUAUAAGCUGCCUUGGUGCAUGGCCCUUUCGUAUAGAUAUACUUGGCCAAGUUUCGAUAUUUACCGUGGCUAAAAUUUAAUAUUUAUUCUAUGCUUUCUUAACUGGUAUUUACAGGUGUUUUUAACAGAAUGCUUUAAAUAUCGGUUUUCUCUGGUCUGGAACAGUUACGGUAAAUUGCUACCGUGCCUUGCACAGUUGGAACAAGCUUUUAUGUAAAUUGGUUUGGUAGUAUAAUGUGAUCUCGUGGAGAGUAGUGUCGUCGCAGUGCCAUUGCUUAAACAUACAAGAAAUCGUUAGUAGUUUGAUAAUAAUACUUUAUAAUGAAUACUUUACUAUCAGGGGUGGGAGGUGAAUCUGUUGGUAGUUCAUACAAACAUUUUAUAGGCCACUGUUUUGUAUGUAUCUCGUUUGACAUUGUCUUUAUUGGAUCUACCAUUAUUACGCCACAUGGGUUAAUGACAUUGUAUGUAAAGUACUUAUUCAUUCGUUAUGGCAAGGUAUAUGUAGGGCUCUGUAGGAGCACCUGGUUUCACGGAAUACAUGAUGAUGUUGAUUGUUGUAUAUUCAAUGUCCAACUGCUGAUUUCUCGUGCCCUAGUCAUGUUCUCAGUCUGAACAGCAAAUACGGUAUCCACUUAUACUCACUCAUCUAUUGUGUGAGGUUUUCUGUUAUUUUUGUACAUCUUCUUUGCUUGACAGAUUUUCCUGCGGAAGUGCGGAAGUGUAUGUGUGUAUGUUUUGUUAGGAUUUUAGUUGUUAUGCGGUACUUGACUGUAUCGUGUAUGGCCCCCUGAUGUCUGUGAUGCUGGGUAAACAUUCCACAUGAAAGAGAAGUGCACUAUAGUAUCAGUGAACUCUUUAGACAUUCUCUAAUACGUUGUUGUAGUCGUUGUUAUAGUUUUUUCUGUAUCAGGAGCACUUAGCCGACCCGAGGCUGUUGGUUUUACUCCUGCAGCUUUAUUGAUAGUUAAGGUACAAUACUUUUCAAUGAGAAUGGAUAAAUAUUCUUUAGAAUUGUGCGAAUAGUCUCCUUCAAGUAAAGAUUCUCGUAUUUGUAGUACGUGGGUUUCGAUCGGUUUUUGCUAGCCAAAUAUAUUUCUCAUUCAACAUUUCGCUUACUGAUUAUUUAUUUAUUUAUUUAUUUACCAAUAUUAUAAACUGAUGAUUGUAUAUUCAGUAUUAAAUGAAAAUUGUUCAGGCAGAUUUAUAAGGA